UUAUGGGGUGUACUAGGUUAAAUCAUAAUCGCCCCCAUCCAAAGCUUCCAGCGUUGAACUGUGAAAUUAGCAGAAGACAUUUAUUAAUAGUGUAAUUACUAUAGUAAUCUCAUCUAAAGAUUUUCUGUUUUGGUAAAUAAAAGCUUUGAGUAAUUUAGGGCUACAGGUAGGGUGUUUGUUUUAAUUGUGGAAGCAAAUCAGGAAUCAUUAAUGGAGGAGAUAACGGAGGGAGUCACCAAUAUCAACAUUAGCGCCGGUGAUCUUCAGAAGAAGAAUCGCAUUCAGGUCUCCAGCACCAAGAAACCAUUGUUCUUCUAUGUCAAUCUUGCCAAGAGAUAUAUGCAGCAGUACAGUGAGGUGGAGCUUUCUGCUCUUGGAAUGGCUAUUGCAACAGUAGUCUCAGUGGCUGAAAUCCUGAAGAACAAUGGAUUAGCUGUUGAAAAGAAGAUUAUGACAUCAACUGUUGAUGUCAAGGAUGAUUCAAGAGGAAGGCCAAUUUCUAAAGCCAAAAUUGAGAUAGUGCUUGGGAAGAGUGAAAAAUUUGACGAGAUAAUGGCAGCAGCUGCUUCUGAAAAGGACCGUGGUGAUGGAGAAGUGCAAAGUUAAUUCCACCAUCACAAUCAUCGCCUUUUUUUUUAAUCUUUGAUUAGGAGUUGGUGGUUUUGCCAACAUAUGAGAACAUCUAGAAUCCUAAGUUGGCUUGUUUUAAGCAACAGAGGGUACUGUGUUGAACAAUCAUCUUCUUUUUGCGAAAUGCAGUUUUGUUAGUUUGACAAAUUUGUAAUGUUUCUUGUAUGGCUGCCAAGUGCAUCAUUAUUGCAAUUUCAGAAUUAAGGCUGUGUUUGUUUAAACAUUGGAAUGGUAAUGGGAAUUAAAUACUUGGUAA
Ipomoea triloba (trilobed morning glory) is the source of this 886-nucleotide messenger RNA. RefSeq lists its product as uncharacterized. NCBI's taxonomy places the organism in Eukaryota, Viridiplantae, Streptophyta, Magnoliopsida, Solanales, Convolvulaceae. Gene Ontology annotation, cellular component: nucleus. Gene Ontology annotation, molecular function: RNA binding. The coding region runs from base 211 to 606 and encodes 131 amino acids. The record is from RefSeq and is a predicted model, not a curated record. The transcript is spliced from 5 exons.